Messenger RNA from Cataglyphis hispanica, 3639 nucleotides. RefSeq lists its product as uncharacterized. The record is from RefSeq and is a predicted model, not a curated record. The transcript is spliced from 18 exons. NCBI's taxonomy places the organism in Eukaryota, Metazoa, Arthropoda, Insecta, Hymenoptera, Formicidae. Gene Ontology annotation, molecular function: odorant binding; olfactory receptor activity. Bases 1 to 3639 code for a protein of 1212 amino acids. Gene Ontology annotation, biological process: detection of chemical stimulus involved in sensory perception of smell; sensory perception of smell. Gene Ontology annotation, cellular component: plasma membrane.
AUGCGUAUCCUUGAUUUUACUUUUAAACUCCUAACAAUAUUUGGAUGCUGGCGACCGGAUUCUUGGACGUCGCUAUAUAAACGCAUAAUGUAUUAUAUAUAUUCAGGCAUAAUGAUUUUAUUACUAAAUACUUUUAUGUUAUCGCAAUUAAUGGACAUAAUUCUGGUUGUGGAUAAUGCCGACGAUUUUUCUGAUAACUUUUUUGUAUUUGUUCCUAUGGUUAUUACUUGCUCUAAAUUGUUCAUUUUACUGUUAAGUCGUAAAAGAAUUGUUAUGUUGAUUAAUAUAUUGAUGGAAAAACCAUGCAGACCGUCGACAUCGAGUGAAAUGAAGAUUCUUUAUAAAUUUGAUAAAAGUAUACAAACUAAUACUCGGCGUUAUGCAUGUCUUGCACUGAUAACAGGCUUAUUUAUAGUGUUGACAUCUUCAUCUAUAAAUUUCAAAAAAAGAAAAUUAACGUACAGAGCAUGGUUCCCUUUUGAUUACUCAUCGACGAUAUUAUUUUUUCUGCUAUACAUUCAUCAACUGAUAAGCUUAUUAGCCGCAGGUUUCUUAAAUAUUGCUUGCGAUACUCUCAUUUGUGGAUUAUUGGUCCACAUUUGCUGUCAAAUCGAGAUUUUGUCUUAUCGUUUGAAAAAAAUUAUAUUUUAUUCAGACAUUUUUCGCGAGUGCAUACACCAACAUUACCAUAUCUUCAGACUUGCUUUUAUUGUAAAUGCGAAAUUUAGGCUAACUUUUACCAUUCAAUUUACCCUAAGUAUGUUGGUGAUAUGCUUCAGUCUUUAUCAAUUAAGUAACACAACAGCAAAAGCCAAAUACGUUGAAAUGAUAUUGUACAUGACUUGCAUGUUAACACAAAUCUUCUUCUACUGCUGGUACGGAAACGAAGUAAAGUUAAAGAGUCGUCAAUUGAUCGAUGAAAUUUUCAAUAUGGAAUGGCUAACAUUGGACAAAAAUGUGAAAAAAUCUCUAAUAAUAAUAAUGAUGCGAGCAGUUUUUCCUAUUCAAAUUACCAGUGCCUACAUUAUUCCCAUGAAUCUCGAUUCUUUCAUGGGCUUACUUAAGACGUCAUACUCUACUUACAAUUUACUUCAACAAAUGCGGAAGACAGCGCAAUUACAGCUCAGUCUUUUUAAUGGAAUAUUAACUAUGCAUGUUCUACAAUUUACUUUUAAAAUUUUGACAAUUGUUGGAUGUUGGCGACCGGAGUCAUGGUCAUCACUGAGUAUGCAUAUAGUAUAUGACGCGUAUACAGUUUUUAUGAUUAUAUUACUGUAUACAUUUUUGGUAUCUCAAUUUUUGGACAUUAUUUGGAAUGUCGAUAAUGCCGAAGAGUUCACUGAAAAUUUCUACGCUACAUUGGCGUCGGUCGUCUCGUGCUCCAAAAUACUCAGUCUCUUAGUAAAUCGGAAUAAUAUCAAUACGUUAACCAACAUACUUGUCGAAGAACCGUAUAGACCGUUAGACAUCGACGAAAUGAAAAUUCAAUUUAAAUUUGACAGACUCAUAUACACCAACACAGUUUGCUAUACGAUUUUGGUAGAAACGACUUGUGUAUGCAUCACCAUGACGUCUUUACUGACAGAAUUUAGAAAAAGGAGCUUGACGUAUCGAGCAUGGCUACCAUAUGAUUACAAUUCAUCUACUAUCGUGUUUUGUCUCACAUACGCUCAUCAACUUAUUAGCUUAACAGCCGGCUCGCUCGUCAACGUGGCCUGCGACAGUCUUAUUUGUGGAUUAUUAGUGCAAAUUUGCUGUCAGAUCGAGAUUUUGGAAUAUCGACUCAGCAAAAUAUCCAAUAAUCAUAAUAAUCUUCGCGACUGUGUAUGUCACCAUAACUAUAUAUUAAAAUAUGCAUUCAGAUUGAACAAUAAGUUCAGAAUGACUAUCGCUAUGCAAUUCAUCGUAAGUACGUUGGUGGUAUGCUCCAAUUUGUAUCAGAUGACGAAAUCAUCAACUGUAAAUGCUAGUUAUCUUCCCUUACUAUUGUAUAUGUCUUGUAUGUUAACACAAAUUUUUAUUUAUUGUUGGUACGGAAACGAAGUAAAGUUAAAGAGCACUCAACUAAUGUACAAUAUUUUUGGAAUGAAUUGGCUAUCACUGGACAGAAAUCUUAAAGAAAGUCUAUUAAUCAUUAUGAAUCGCGCAAUAAUACCAAUAGAAUUUACGAGUGCUUAUGUUCUUUCCAUGAAUCUUGAUUCUUUCGUUGGGUUACUUAAGACGUCAUACUCGGUUUAUAAUUUAUUAAAACAAAAACCGUUUAUGUCGCUGGAAGCGGACGAAAUAGAAAUUCGACACAGAUUCGAGAAGACAAUACAUUUCGCGCUUAUGGUAGACAAGAAAUUCAAGAUGAUUAUUGGCAUUCAAUUUGUAGUGAGCACACUAGUGGUUUGCUCCAACUUAUAUCAAUUGGCGAAGAUAACGUUGAGCGCGCAAGCUUUUCCAUUGAUAUUAUAUACAUGCUCCAUGUUGACGCAGAUUCUUAUCUAUUGUUGGUACGGGAACGAAGUUAAGCUGAAAGUACGACAUAUGAAAAUGCAAGUCAUGCAAGUUCCAUUGAAAAUUCUUACGGUGGCGGGAUGUUGGCCACCAAUCUCCUGGUCCUCGCUAUGCAAACAAACAGUAUACAACGCAUAUACAAUUUUCAUAAGUUUAUUACUGUUCACCUUUAUGCUGCCGCAACUCUUGGAUAUUAUUCUGAAUGUUAAAAAUCCCGAUGAUUUCACGGAUACUCUUUACAUAAUGCUGGCUCUGGUGAUCGCUUGCGGCAAGAUGCUUAGUCUGCUAAUGAAUCGCAAAAAUAUCGAAAUGUUAACAAAUGCGUUAAUCGAGAAACCAUUUGGUCCAUUGGAAUCGGAUGAGAUCGAGAUUCGACAAAAAUUUGACAACAUCAUACAGACCAAUACUAUAUGCUAUACUAUCAUGAUCGAGACGACGUGUGCGUGUAUGACUCUAACAUCCUUAUUUACGGAUUUCCGGAAAGGAGAUUUAGCAUACAGGGAGUGGAUACCAUAUGAGUAUUCAUCCGGUAUAAUGUAUUAUAUUAUUUACUUUCGUCAAUUAAUAAGCCUGACGGCUGCAUCCAUCGUGAACGUUGCCUGCGACUGUCUGAUCUGCGGAUUGUUGUUGCAUAUUUAUUGUCAGAUAGAGAUCUUGGAAUGUCGGUUGAAGAAAUGCUUACGCGAUCGGGGCAAUUUGAGUGAAUGUGUACAGCAACACGACCGUAUUUAUAAAUUUGCAUACAUGGUAAAUAAAAAAUUCAGGACUAUAAUUGCCGUCCAGUUCACAGUGAGCAUGCUAGUGGUGUGCUCCAAUUUGUAUCAAUUGGCGAAGACGACGUUAAACGCGGAAUAUAUUCCAUUAAUGCUGUAUACAUUUUGUAUGGCUUUUCAAAUUCUUAUUUAUUGUUGGUACGGGAACGAAGUAAGACUAAAGAGCAUUCAAUUUUCCGAUGAGAUUUUUGGAAUGGAUUGGAUAAAGCUAGACAAGAAAAUGAAAGAGAGUCUUAUAAUGAUUAUGAAUCGGUCUUUGAGGCCCAUCGAAUUUUCUAGCGUACAUAUUAUUACAGUGAAUCUAGACUCUUUUGUAAAGUUGCUUAAGACAUCGUACUCGGCGUAUAAUAUACUUCAGCAUAUGUAG